GCAUUUAGGAACAAAACAAAUCAUUCACAUCCUAAAGCAUUCCAAAUUCAAAAGCUUGCUUUCAAGACUUUUGUCAAACCAUUCUCUUCUAAAUUCUCUUAACACAAUCAAUUGAACUAUGGGUUUCCGUUUACCUGGUAUCAGAAAGGCAUUAUUUGCAGCCAAUCAAGCAUCUUCAAAAGCAGUGGAUGCUCCAAAGGGCUACCUUGCAGUGUAUGUUGGAGAGAAAAUGAAGCGGUUUGUGAUCCCCGUGUUAUACUUGAACCAACCUUCAUUUCAAGACUUGUUGAGUCAUGCUGAGGAAGAGUUUGGAUAUGAGCAUCCCAUGGGUGGCCUCACAAUUCCUUGCAGCGAAGAUGUCUUCCAACGUAUAACUUCUUGCUUGAAUGGACAAUAAACCUCACACUUUAGGAGGCUGACAUAGAUUAGUAGUGACAUUUUUGUACAAUAGGCAUCUUCUAAACUUGUAAAGAUCUCCCUUUCUCAAGAAAUAUGGAAAAGAAAGACUAUCAGAUUGACAAAAUUA
Glycine soja is the source of this 526-nucleotide messenger RNA. Its product is annotated as auxin-induced protein 15A-like. The coding region runs from base 119 to 397 and encodes 92 amino acids. Lineage: Eukaryota; Viridiplantae; Streptophyta; Magnoliopsida; Fabales; Fabaceae. Gene Ontology annotation, biological process: response to auxin. The transcript has a single exon. The record is from RefSeq and is a predicted model, not a curated record.